Aspergillus lentulus is the source of this 765-nucleotide messenger RNA. RefSeq lists its product as uncharacterized. Gene Ontology annotation, cellular component: membrane. The record is from RefSeq and is a predicted model, not a curated record. Gene Ontology annotation, molecular function: transmembrane transporter activity. NCBI's taxonomy places the organism in Eukaryota, Fungi, Ascomycota, Eurotiomycetes, Eurotiales, Aspergillaceae. Gene Ontology annotation, biological process: transmembrane transport.
AUGCAGACUCUUGUGAGAAAUGAAAGUACCAAUCCGGCACUCAGCCUCUCAAGAGCGGCCGCCACCAUCCUGAUCUGUACAUUGGCUGGGAUUACAUUUGUCGGCAGCAUGAGCACUGGCCUCCUGACUAUCGGGUUGCCCAGAAUGGCGAACGAUCUUCACCUGCCGGACAACUUACUUUUAUGGCCUUCCUCGGUGUACUCACUUGCAAAUGGGUGCUGCCUCCUACUUGCUGGUUCGUUAGCAGACUUAAUUGGGAACCGCAUGAUCAAUCCGGCAGGAUGUGUGUUACUCUGUGUUUUUAUCCUCGCGUGUGGCCUCGCUCAAACCGGUGUCCAAUUGAUUCUAUUCCGCGCUUUUCAGGGGGUUGCCACCUCGAUGUGCCUUCCAACUGCCUUUAGCAUCUUGACAGAUACCAUGCCGACCGGAACACGUCGGAACGUUGGUUUUGCAUGUCUAGGAUUGGGCCAACCUCUAGGGUUUUCCUUUGGGCUUCUCUUUGGCGGCAUUCUCGAAUCAUCGUCCCUUGGAUGGAGAUUCGGCUACUAUCUGUGCACCGGAGCCGCGUUGAUUCUGGCGAUCAUUAAUUAUUUCAAGCUUCCGAAGAGUUCACGGAAUCAAACCAUGUCGUGGCGAAGGCUCAAGGAAGAAAUUGACUGGAUAGGCCUUGCCCUGUCCAGUUCCGGUCUGGGAAUGCUUUCCUACGUUUUUGCGUAUGUCAACCUCGCCUCUGACGUGAUUGCUGCUCUCUUGAUUGCAAGCUAA